Molecule: messenger RNA, 960 nt
Organism: Patella vulgata (common limpet)
Lineage: Eukaryota; Metazoa; Mollusca; Gastropoda; Patellidae
Product: transducin beta-like protein 3
Exons: 10
Coding region: 115-960 (281 amino acids)
Biological process (GO): endonucleolytic cleavage to generate mature 5'-end of SSU-rRNA from (SSU-rRNA, 5.8S rRNA, LSU-rRNA); endonucleolytic cleavage in 5'-ETS of tricistronic rRNA transcript (SSU-rRNA, 5.8S rRNA, LSU-rRNA)
Cellular component (GO): nucleolus; 90S preribosome
Molecular function (GO): protein binding; U3 snoRNA binding
Source: RefSeq, a predicted model, not a curated record
GUAGUACACACGUGGGAAAUGAAAACAAACUCUGGAAAUGUAAAUAAAGUAGGACUUUAGUGAAUCUUAGACCAGUUGAAUUCUGUUAUUGUUUUAUAAUCUCAGAAAUAGAAGAUGACGCAGCUUAAAUCAAGUUUCAAAAUUGAAACAAAAUUAGAAGCUUUUUAUACAGAAGGUAAAAUUGAGAUAAGUCGAAAUGGCCAGUUUAUGUUUUGUGGGUGUGGUCAGAAAGUUCAGAUGCUUGACAUACAGACAAGUAACCUGGCAGCAACAUUUUCAAAGGAAGAAGAAGUGGUCACAAACUUUAUUUUGAGUCCAGAUGACCAGUAUUUGAUAAUUGCAUCACAGAACCUACUUCUACGACAGUGGAACUGGAAAGAUAAGAAACUUAUCAGAUCAUGGAGGGCAAUUCACAGAACUCCUGUUAUAUCAAUGGCAUUUGAUACUACCUCUACGUUACUGGCUACUGGUAGUACGGAUUUUACUAUUAAAGUCUGGGAUAUCAUACAGGAACAUUGUACACAUGAUUUAAUCGGUCAUAAAGGAGUCAUAUGUGCUUUAGCGUUUAAUCCCAGUAAGAGUCGUUUACAGUUAGUAUCAGCUGCUGAUGAUAAUAUGAUUCGGAUAUGGGAUUUAGUUACUAGUACAUGUGUUAAUGAAAUACAAGCACAUUAUAGUACUGUAACAAGUUUAGUAUUUACACCAGAUGGAGACACUAUGUACAGCACUGCUAGAGAUAGUGUUGUUGUUACCUGGGAUAUGAAAGAAAUAAAAGUACUAAAGACUGUCCCUGUUUUUGAGAGAAUAGAAUCAUUAAUGAUUUUAGAUGAUACGAUAGAUUAUAGUCAAUAUAAUGUAGAUGAUACAUCACCAUAUUAUGUUAUAGCUGGCAAUAAAGGAACAUUAAGUAUAUGUUUUAUAUUUGUAGGAACAUUAAGUAUAUAUGUUUUAUAUUUGUAG